Messenger RNA from Kluyveromyces lactis, 4953 nucleotides. RefSeq lists its product as uncharacterized. NCBI's taxonomy places the organism in Eukaryota, Fungi, Ascomycota, Saccharomycetes, Saccharomycetales, Saccharomycetaceae. Gene Ontology annotation, molecular function: ATP binding; ATP hydrolysis activity; ABC-type peptide transporter activity. Gene Ontology annotation, biological process: transmembrane transport. The transcript has a single exon. The record is from RefSeq and is a predicted model, not a curated record. Gene Ontology annotation, cellular component: fungal-type vacuole membrane; fungal-type vacuole. The coding region runs from base 1 to 4953 and encodes 1650 amino acids.
AUGUCAGGUUCAAAUUCGAAUUCAAAUCUAGAUGCAAUAAGUGAUUCAUGCCCAUUUUGGCGCUAUGAUGAUAUUACAGAGUGUGGAAGAGUGCAGUAUAUCAAUUACUACCUUCCAAUAACAUUGGUAGGCGUUUCUCUCUUGUAUUUAUUCAAAAACGCGAUCCAACAUUAUUACAGAAAGCCUCAAGAAAUUAAGCCUAGUGUUGCUUCCGAAUUAUUGGGCUCAAAUCUCACAGACCUUCCGAAUGAAAACAAGCCUUUACUAUCGGAGAGUACACAAGCAUUAUACACUAAUCCGGAUUCGAAUAAGACAGGAUUCUCUCUAAAAGAGGAGCAUUUCUCUAUAAAUAAAGUUACACUUACGGAAAUUCAUUCCAAUAAGCAUGACGCUGUGAAGAUCGUAAGGAGAAACUGGCUUGAAAAAUUAAGAGUGUUCUUAGAAUGGGUUCUAUGCGCCUUACAACUUUGCAUCUACAUUUCAGUCUGGUCGAAAUACACUAAUACCCAAGAGGAUUUCCCAAUGCACGCAUCUAUCUCAGGUCUAAUGUUAUGGUCUCUACUCUUGUUAGUAGUGUCAUUGAGGUUGGCAAACAUCAACCAGAAUAUAAGCUGGAUCAAUUCAGGACCGGGAAACUUAUGGGCCCUUUCAUUUGCAUGUUAUCUAUCACUAUUCUGCGGAUCCGUUUUGCCAUUGAGAUCUAUCUAUAUCGGUCAUAUCACAGAUGAAAUUGCAUCAACAUUUUAUAAGUUGCAAUUUUACCUAAGUUUGACACUAUUCUUGUUACUUUUCACCUCUCAAGCGGGAAAUCGGUUUGCCAUUAUCUAUAAAAGUACACCAGAUAUAACACCGUCUCCUGAACCUAUUGUGUCGAUUGCAAGUUAUAUCACUUGGGCAUGGGUAGAUAAAUUUCUUUGGAAAGCGCAUCAAAAUUAUAUCGAAAUGAAAGAUGUUUGGGGUCUAAUGGUGGAAGACUAUUCCAUUCUCGUAAUAAAGAGAUUCAAUCAUUUUGUUCAGAAUAAAACCAAGUCUAGGACAUUUUCAUUUAACUUAAUCCACUUUUUCAUGAAAUUUAUCGCCAUUCAAGGUGCCUGGGCAACAAUUUCGUCAGUUAUUAGUUUUGUUCCAACAAUGUUGCUCAGACGUAUUUUGGAGUAUGUUGAAGAUCAAUCAACUGCUCCAUUAAAUUUGGCUUGGAUGUAUAUUUUUCUUAUGUUCCUUGCCAGAAUUUUAACUGCCAUAUGUGCUGCUCAGGCGCUAUUUUUAGGGAGAAGGGUUUGUAUCAGAAUGAAGGCUAUCAUAAUUUCUGAAAUCUACUCCAAGGCUUUGAGAAGAAAAAUUUCUCCAAAUUCCACUAAGGAGCCAACUGAUGUCGUUGAUCCACAGGAAUUAAAUGACAAACAACACGUUGAUGGAGAUGAAGAAUCAGCAACCACUGCAAAUCUUGGUGCUAUCAUUAAUUUGAUGGCGGUGGAUGCUUUCAAAGUAUCCGAAAUAUGUGCGUAUUUGCACUCCUUUAUAGAGGCGAUCAUCAUGACCAUUGUUGCAUUAUUCCUUUUAUAUCGGUUAAUAGGCUGGUCUGCUUUAGUUGGUAGUGCAAUGAUUAUUUGCUUCUUACCAUUGAACUUCAAACUUGCCAGCUUGUUAGGGACACUCCAAAAGAAAUCCUUGGCAAUCACAGAUAAAAGAAUUCAGAAACUAAACGAAGCUUUCCAGGCCAUUCGUAUUAUCAAAUUCUUCUCUUGGGAAGAGAAUUUUGAAAAGGACAUACAAAACACAAGGGAUGAAGAAUUAAAUAUGCUUUUAAAAAGGUCUAUCGUUUGGGCUCUUUCUUCUCUUGUUUGGUUCAUUACCCCCUCUAUUGUCACAUCCGCUUCUUUUGCAGUCUAUAUUUAUGUGCAAGGCCAAACUUUAACUACUCCGGUAGCAUUUACUGCACUAUCUCUAUUUGCUCUACUAAGAAAUCCGUUAGACAUGCUUUCUGAUAUGUUGUCUUUUGUUAUUCAAUCCAAGGUCUCUUUGGAUAGAGUCCAAGAAUUUUUAAAUGAAGAGGAGACGAAAAAGUAUGAGCAAUUAACCGUAUCAAGAAAUAAACUUGGGUUGCAAAACGCUACUUUUACAUGGGAUAAAAAUAAUCAAGAUUUCAAGUUAAAAAACCUAACUAUUGAUUUCAAAAUUGGGAAAUUAAACGUUAUUGUAGGUCCAACUGGAUCUGGUAAAACAUCAUUGUUAAUGGGAUUAUUGGGUGAAAUGGAGCUAUUGAACGGAAAAGUUUUCGUCCCUUCGCUCAAUCCUAGGGAAGAGUUGGUUGUAGAGGCCGAUGGAAUGACUAAUUCAAUCGCGUACUGCUCCCAAGCUGCCUGGUUGCUAAAUGAUACUGUCAGGAACAAUAUUCUAUUCAAUGCGCCUUAUAAUGAGAAUAGAUAUAAUGCCGUCAUCUCUGCGUGUGGUUUGAAACGCGACUUCGAGAUCUUAAGCGCUGGUGAUCAGACAGAGAUUGGCGAAAAGGGUAUAACACUUUCUGGUGGUCAAAAACAAAGAGUCUCGUUGGCCAGAUCAUUGUAUUCUUCAUCAAGACAUUUGCUGUUAGAUGAUUGUUUGAGUGCCGUAGACUCGCACACGGCCUUAUGGAUCUACGAAAAUUGUAUAACAGGCCCAUUAAUGGAAGGAAGAACAUGUGUAUUGGUUUCUCACAAUGUUGCAUUAACUUUAAAAAAUGCAGAUUGGGUUAUCAUUAUGGAAAAUGGUAGAGUAAAAGAACAAGGCGAACCAGUAGAAUUGCUACAGAAGGGGUCCCUUGGGGAUGACUCCAUGGUGAAAUCAUCAAUUUUGUCCCGUACGGCGUCCUCAGUUAAUAUUUCAGAAACUAACAGUAAGAUUUCUAGUGGUCCGAAGGCUCCAGCGGAAUCGGAUAAUGCCAAUGAGGAGUCCACCACCUGUGGAGAUCGUUCAAAGUCAAGCGGCAAGCUAAUCGCUGAAGAAACAAAAUCAAACGGUGUUGUUUCCCUGGACGUCUAUAAGUGGUAUGCCGUGUUUUUCGGUGGAUGGAAGAUGAUAUCAUUUUUGUGUUUCAUUUUCUUGUUUGCCCAAAUGAUCAGUAUUUCACAGGCCUGGUGGUUGCGUGCUUGGGCCUCCAACAACACUCUAAAAGUUUUCUCCAACCUUGGAUUGCAAACAAUGAGGCCAUUCGCUUUGUCCUUACAAGGAAAAGAAGCUUCUCCUGUGACUCUUAGUGCUGUUUUCCCAAAUGGCAGUCUAACAACAGCCACGGAACCAAAUCACUCGAACGCGUAUUAUCUAUCAAUAUAUUUGGGUAUUGGUGUAUUCCAGGCUUUAUGUUCAUCUUCGAAAGCAAUUAUAAACUUUGUGGCCGGUAUUAGAGCUUCCAGGAAAAUAUUCAAUUUAUUGUUGAAAAAUGUGUUAUACGCCAAGCUGAGAUUUUUUGAUUCUACUCCAAUAGGAAGAAUAAUGAACAGAUUUUCUAAAGACAUCGAAUCAAUAGAUCAAGAAUUGACUCCUUAUAUGGAAGGUGCAUUUGGUUCCUUAAUACAAUGUGUUUCCACAAUUAUCGUCAUUGCAUACAUUACUCCCCAAUUUUUGAUUGUCGCGGCGAUUGUCAUGUUAUUGUUUUAUUUUGUUGCCUACUUUUACAUGUCAGGAGCAAGAGAAUUAAAGCGUCUUGAAUCGAUGUCACGCUCUCCUAUUCAUCAGCACUUCUCUGAGACUCUUGUGGGUAUCACGACUAUUCGAGCAUUUUCUGACGAGCGGCGUUUUCUGGUUGAUAAUAUGAAGAAAAUUGAUGAUAAUAAUAGGCCUUUCUUUUACUUAUGGGUCUGUAAUAGAUGGCUAUCUUACAGAAUCGAGCUGAUAGGCGCCCUUAUUGUUUUGGCUGCAGGUAGUUUCAUCUUAUUGAACAUAAAAUCGAUCGAUUCUGGUUUGGCCGGUAUUUCAUUGGGUUUCGCUAUACAAUUUACCGAUGGUGCCCUUUGGGUUGUUAGGUUAUAUUCCAACGUUGAAAUGAAUAUGAAUUCCGUCGAAAGGUUAAAAGAGUACACCACCAUCGAGCAAGAACCUUCUAACGUUGGUGCCUUGGUACCUCCUUGCGAAUGGCCACAAAAUGGUAAAAUCGAAGUCAAGGAUUUAUCUUUACGCUAUGCAGCUGGUCUACCAAAGGUUAUAAAAAAUGUCACAUUCACCGUCGAUUCAAAGUGUAAAGUAGGUAUUGUUGGCAGGACUGGUGCUGGUAAAUCUACUAUUAUCACAGCCCUUUUCAGAUUCUUAGACCCUGAAACUGGUUAUAUCAAAAUCGAUGACGUUGAUAUAACAACCAUUGGUUUAAAACGUUUGCGCCAAUCUAUCACUAUUAUUCCACAGGACCCAACCCUUUUCACCGGUACUUUGAAAACCAAUCUCGAUCCAUACAACGAAUAUUCGGAAGCUGAAAUUUUCGAAGCUCUAAAACGUGUCAACCUUGUUUCCUCAGAAGAACUUGGUAAUCCUUCUACUUCGGAUUCAACCUCGGUACAUUCAGCAAAUAUGAAUAAGUUUUUGGAUUUGGAAAAUGAAGUCAGUGAAGGUGGUUCCAACCUCUCACAAGGACAACGUCAAUUGAUAUGUUUGGCCCGUUCAUUAUUGCGGUGUCCAAAGGUAAUUCUACUUGAUGAAGCCACAGCUUCAAUCGAUUAUAACUCAGACUCUAAAAUCCAGGCUACUAUAAGGGAAGAAUUCAGUAAUAGUACCAUUCUCACGAUUGCUCAUCGUUUACGAUCAAUUAUUGAUUAUGAUAAAAUACUUGUUAUGGAUGCUGGGGAGGUUAAAGAAUAUGAUCAUCCUUACUCCUUAUUGUUGAAUCGUGAUAGUAUAUUCUAUCAUAUGUGUGAAGAUAGUGGAGAAUUAGAAGUCUUGAUACAAUUAGCCAAAGAAUCAUUUGUCAAAAAGCUCAAUGCAAAUUGA